Molecule: messenger RNA, 1682 nt
Organism: Chroicocephalus ridibundus (black-headed gull)
Lineage: Eukaryota; Metazoa; Chordata; Aves; Charadriiformes; Laridae
Gene: DUSP19
Product: dual specificity phosphatase 19
Exons: 4
Coding region: 61-705 (214 amino acids)
Biological process (GO): protein dephosphorylation; regulation of MAP kinase activity
Cellular component (GO): cytoplasm
Molecular function (GO): JUN kinase phosphatase activity
Source: RefSeq, a predicted model, not a curated record
GGAGCGGCUCGGGCGGCGGCUGGCGGUGGUCGGUGCCCGGCGGUGGUCGGUGCCCGGGCCAUGCACUCCCUCGCCCAGGAGAUCCGCAGCUUCUCUAGGGCCAACCUGCGGAAGCAGCGCACCCGCGUGACGACGCUGACCGGACGGAGAAUUAUCGAGACGUGGCGCGGCGCCUGCCUGCAGGUGGAGGAGGACGAGGAGGUGGCUCCUGGCGGCGGCGGCUACGUACCGGACCUCAGCGCCGACCUCCAGGUCGGCGUGGUGAAGCCCUGGUUGCUGCUGGGGUCGCAGGACGCGGCGCACGACCUGGAGACCAUGAGGAAGCACAAGGUUACUCAUGUUCUAAAUGUGGCAUAUGGAGUACAAAAUGCCUUCCUUGAUGACUUUACAUACAAGACUAUUUCUAUUCUGGACCUCCCAGAAACUGAUAUUACCUCCUAUUUCCCAGAAUGUUUUGAGUUUAUUGAGACAGCCAAGAUCCAGGAUGGUGUGGUACUGGUCCACUGUAAUGCAGGAGUCUCUCGUGCAGCGGCAGUAGUCAUUGGUUUUCUAAUGAAUUCAGAAAGACUGAGUUUUGCUAGAGCCUUUUCCAUAGUGAAAAAUGCAAGGCCUGCAGCUUGUCCAAAUCCUGGCUUCAUGGAGCAGCUUCACAAGUACCAAGAACAGAACAUAAAGGCAAAUGGAAGCAUAACUGACCACAACUGAUCAAAAGGGAGAAGUGAAACAAUCUGUUUUGGCUAUACAGUAACAGGUGUUGGAUGUACUUUAAUCUCUCCUUUUGCAGUCCCCUUUCACAUGUGUAUUUUAAAGUUUUUCUCUAUGGUUUUUUUUUUUUUCCUGUGUCCCUCUUUCAACCCCCCCCCUUCUAUUUUUUUCAGCAUAUAGCGUAUACAAAGGCUGGACGGUAUUCCACAGAGUUCAGAGAUGAUUUUGCACAAGAACAAGCUCUUCCUAGAGCGCUAAUAAAAAAGAUAAAGUUCAAUUUUCCUUGAUAUAUUAGAAAAAACACCAGAAUGAUGGCUUUUUAUUGAACCAUCAGAAAAUGUAGGCAAUAGAGAAAGGGAAUAAAAUAACCAAGGUAAGUUUCCACAUUCACUUUAAUACUAAACCAAAUCUCUGCAUUCUACUUAGUUAUAAAAUCUAGACAAUGAAAUGUUCAUGUAAUAAACUACCUUCAUAUUGGUUUUUAAAUGUAUAUUGCAACUAAAGAGGAUUUUAUUGAAUUUUGUGGGCUAGUCAGUCAUUAAAUCUUUUUGGAAAUUAAAACAGAUGGUCUUUUGAGGAUGCUCAGGAUGCGUAGGACGCUUUAAUGCUUCAUGUUUUUCUACUGUUUCUCACCAAGUAAUGAUUUGAAGUGCAUUAACAUUUUCAAAGCGCUGGAACCAGGCUAUUGGGGUUUUUUUUUGUAGAUCAUUUCGGUGGAAAUACAAAAAAUGUUUAUAACAACCUAUCUCUGCCUCGCUGCUAUUGCCUUUACUUUGCAUUUGGUCCUCAUUUGCUGUCCCCUCACUCCGUUCCACAUCCUGGAUAAAGAACAGACAUCAUGGGGUGGGUAACUUUGACCUUCCUGAGAGAUCUCGGGCUGGAAUUUACUGUCUUAAGAUGGCCUGUUUAAAAAAAAGAACAAUCUGUAAAAGAUUUUAAUAGUAUUUUUUUGUGGCCCUCCUGCCGGUUCUAAAUGG